Molecule: messenger RNA, 399 nt
Organism: Triticum turgidum subsp. durum (durum wheat)
Lineage: Eukaryota; Viridiplantae; Streptophyta; Magnoliopsida; Poales; Poaceae
Source: the annotation of a GenBank genome assembly
AUGGUGGUCCUCGUGCUGCUGGGGUUGGGCUACCCAGCGGAGGCGACGACGUCAUGCAAGGAUUGUUCGGCGCAGUGCAACUCAACAUGCAGCGCUGCCAAUUUCGCCGGGGCGGGGACGUGCCGCACGGACUGCAGCCCGGCGCCGGCUUGCUUGGGCUGCCUUGGCAGCCUCCCCAUCUACCAAGCCAAGUGCAUUGUGGGAUGCUCAAGUGCGUGCAAAGUCCAAAGAGGUGCUUCAUAUGACUGUGAAAGCUUUUGCAAAGACUACUGCAGCGACCGAAGCGGCUUGUGCAGCAGCGUCUGCGCUGAGUCGCCGGCGUGUAGGGCAUGCAAGGAAAACUAUUCUGGUGGGUGCAAAUCCUGCUGCACCUCUUACUGCAAAUGCCACUGCGUCUAA